Bombus terrestris (buff-tailed bumblebee) is the source of this 2233-nucleotide messenger RNA. RefSeq lists its product as uncharacterized. The record is from RefSeq and is a predicted model, not a curated record. NCBI's taxonomy places the organism in Eukaryota, Metazoa, Arthropoda, Insecta, Hymenoptera, Apidae. The transcript is spliced from 4 exons. The coding region runs from base 702 to 1241 and encodes 179 amino acids.
CUGGCCGACUGCUGGCAGCCAGUCCAAAGGCCAGAUGUGGCGGCGGCUCUAGUCGCACGCGUGCGAGAGAGACGAUAACGACACGGCGUGCGGUACUCCCGCGACAUAGCGAAACGCUUGGAAAACACAUACCGGGAAUCACGUUCGACCCGUGAAGAUCCUUCAUGGUUCACCACGGCGAUCACCCAGCCUUUCGUCUGUGAAUUCGUGCGCACAACUCGAUUCAGCCUCUGAGAGAGGAGCAGCCGAGAGAAAAGGGAAGAAAAGAGAAGUAGCUAACGUCCUGAAGGGAGAGAGACGAGAGGAGAAACAAAAGUUCGUCCUGCUCUCGGAUUCCAAAAAGGGAGAGAGAAAGGACAACGAACUCCGCGCUCGACGGAGUACGUCGAGAGGACUCGGCUCCCUGGGACUUGGCCAGGCUGGUCCUCGGGGAUUGGUCGUUCAGCCACGAAGCACAGCGUUGAGGGGGAGAAUUCUUUUUUCGAGGGUGAUCGCGGUUUCUUGUGGAAUAUACGUGCAGCGAGGGACAUCACCAGCCGUUCACGGGAGUGGUGGUAACCGGAGAGUGCGGCUCCUAGGUGCGGAUUUUUCUUUGAGACCUAGGAGAUCGACCUUCGAAAUCCUUAAAGAGAGUGUAUAGGGUAUAUAGGAGUGAUUUCGAACGAAAAAAAGAGACGCAGAAAAGAAAGGCACCCUGGAACAUGUCUGGAAUCCAAAUUAACGUGGAAGAGGCCUCCAACGACGGACACGAGGAUCCUGUUCCUGAUAUCGAGGCGACGGCGGCUACGACAGCAGUAGCGGGCAGCCCGCUUUCCUGGCACAUCCCAAGGCCGUCCUUGGUGGGACGAAGCGAGAGGGAUAGCGAAAAUGGUAGCUGGGCUCAUCAUCUGCACCCAAACUCACCAUCCAGAGGAUCCACCUCGUCGCAAGGAUCCACUGCCAGUACACAUAGUGCCGCAUCGGGCACGUUACUUCUGACAGCCGCUAACCUAGCCAAUCUCGCAGCGAUUCAUCCGCCUACGGUGACGGCGCCGAAACAGAUGGACACCGCAUCGGUUGCGAGCAGCACUCACUUCACCGUAGUGAACGGCCUAGGCAGACCGACGACCGUUUACAGGAAGUCCUGCUGCGCGAGAAAUCAGCUCACCGUGCUCGUCUGCACGAUGAGCUUUCUAUUCAUGGUCGGUCUGCUUCUCGGGAUUCUCUACAUGGAAAUGAGAAUUCGCGACAAGUACCACUAGGCCGAUAAAAAUUGGCGAAUGCAGCGAUCGUGGGAUCAUCCUGUAGAAGACUAUGCUAACGAUGAGACAGAAGAAUGCAAACUACGAGUCAACAUUGAGAUGUUCAAGAAGAAUGGAAUCAGGGAUGAAUCGAUCUCUGCGAAUCAUUUGAUGUUAAGAUUUUCGAUCACAAUCGAUGGAAUUAUUCGUAUUUAUAAUGUAUAUGUAUAUUAUCACUUAGAGCGUUAGAACAACUCGAUUAGACGUUCUCGGUCAGAGACAAAGUUUCAAAGGCUGUAUUGCACCCUAUUUGGCGUGUGGUACGUGAAAACUCAGUAAUUACAUUCAUGUAAUGAGCUAGCUUUAGGUAAGGCCGUAUAAAUAGCACGAAUGCGAUCCUAACUCCUAAAUUAAGCCACUCGAUUAUCUGGCGAGGAGGCCGAUCCGCGUCUUUCGAAAUUCGGUCAAUAUUUCUUCUACUAUCCUUCCCUUUCUAUAAUUAAGAUCAGACGAUGACGUAUUAAAUAAAAUGCACGAAUCAUCAUUUCUUUGAAUCGAUUUGUAAAAAUUAUUAAUUUAAAUUAAAUUUAAAUUAAGAUGUUUCUGAGAUGUAAAUCUCUGGUUUAAAUCUAAUUUAAAUUAGAUUUAACGACGAUAAGAUUGUAAAAGGAAAAUAUUAAUUGUAAGCUAGACAAGUCGUCGUCCAGCGAAACAUUUUGUAAGUCAUACGCACAAGUAUUUCUUCGAUUAACGUUGACGGUUCGGAACAAUCGACGAGAUGGGAGUAAGAUAAGCGAAUAUGUAUUAAUUUUUAGGGAUCGUUAUUUAAUUGUUACUAACAGAAAGAACGCUUGAAUCAAACCUGGAUUCCGCAUGCCAGGGUGUCGUGUUCCAGGGAAUGUAUGGAAAAGCAAUGGGCAGCGAUCGUGUCGAUCGCUGACCCACAACUGUGAUAUUACUUGCGUAUUAAUUAAUCGUCGAUUCAACAAGAAACUGUCGAACCAUGAAGAAAA